CCCUAUUUCACCUACGUUGGGAAGUGCAAUUGCACCCUCUUCUCCUGUAAUGCAAGCACUGACACAAUACUCCUGUAUUGCACAAUGCAUUGACACCAAAGCAAAUACUCUGCACCAAGGUGCCUAUCGAAAAGAAUAAAUUGUAAAGGCCGGUGGGCGCCAAUUUGACUAGGCAAUUCAAGACGGACUGGGAAGCGCGGAGUGGAAGUCUUGAGCUCCAGAGCAUUGUUUCCUGUGAAAUUCACUUAUAUAUGUGUGUUUGGGGAAAGGGACUGUGUUUGAGACGUAUACUCAGAAAUAAGUGUUUUAAUCAAUUCAUUAAACAUUACAUUAUAUAUUAUAUCAAUGUCCGAAAUUGGGAUGCCUCAAGUUGAAGCUUGACAAAACGCUCGUGAAGUGUAUCUACCUACUUUGAGCUGUCAGACAUGUCCAAAGUUAACAGCGACAAAGGCCUUAAAAAUAAUUUUUGUGAAAUGAGGGAGAGGGAACCCCAUCUCCAAAACUACAGAAAUCUUGAAUUUGUAUUUGUGGGCAAUUUCAAUACUUUUUCUUUUAUCAACACUAGAGUAAACAAAACCAAAUACACCAAAUAAUUGUGGAUGUUGGCUGCACACAAUGAAAUGAAAGAAAAAUCCUAUGAUCGGAAGCCGAUUUAUUCCGAUCCACCGGUGUGAACUCAGGAGCAGGUGAGAGACUGAAACAUAUUAGGAAUAUGCCGGGAAGGUUAGAAGCAGGUUGAGCUAAUGUUCGUAAAAUUCACAAGGAUAUUUUACGCGGCCCCCACGACUAAAUUCGAAGAUCACAAACCACAUUUAUCUCCAUCGCAACUACUAUCUUAUCAAAAAUCAGAGGAAUAUGAGAGUGCAGUGCAUUCUUUAAAAAAACAAAGCCUUACUUGAGCAAAUGGUAGACGACCUUCACAAACUAUGAACACAUUUUAGGUGGGAGGUUUUCUAUUUAAAGAUCCACACAGCGUCUUCGCUACAGUAAGCGACAGUAAGUAAUAAGUUCGCACGAUUGCAUUUUUGUGCGAGUCAGUGCAUUGCUAUGAAUGCGUGAAUAUUUUUGUUGCUUAUUAUAACGAACAAUUUUAUAAGUUAUUAAGAAUCAUGUCAAGGGAAGGAUACCUGAAACAAGAACCUGGAUUUGCUACCAGAGCUAUCCAUUCUGGUUAUAAAGCAGAACAAGAAUCAACUUGGGCUGUAGUGCCUUCAAUUUCACUUUCAACAACUUUUAAGCAGGAAAGUCCUGGUCAACACAAGGGUUUCGUGUAUGGAAGAAGUGGAAAUCCUUCACGAUCUAUGCUGGAAAAAUGUCUUGCUACAUUGGAUAAUGCAAAGUAUGGAUUAUGCUUCUCUUCGGGGCUUGGAGCAACAACAGCAGUACUUAAACUUUUAAAACCUGGAGAUCACAUAGUUGCUCUUGAUGAUCUUUAUGGUGGCACGUACAGAUUACUUACACAGAUUGCUGAGCCCAUGGACAUAAAAACAACAUUUGUUGAUGGCUGUGACCCUAUGAAUGUGGAAAAUGCCAUCACAAAAGAUACAAAAAUGGUAUGGCUGGAGACUCCAACAAACCCCCUAUUGAAAAUUAUAGAUAUAACAAAAGUUUGUGAAUUAGUUCACAGACACAAAAAUGUAAUUGUUGUUGUAGACAAUACAUUCCUCAGUGCAUACUUUCAGAGACCUCUCAAUUUAGGUGCAGAUAUAACUAUGUACUCUUUAACAAAAUAUAUGAAUGGUCAUACUGAUUGUGUAAUGGGAUCUAUUUCAACCAACAAUGAACAGAUUUAUGAAAAGCUUAAGUUUGUUCAAAAAGCUACUGGAAUAGUACCAUCUCCAUUUGACUGUUUCCUGGUAUUCCGCAGUUUAAAGACCUUAUCAUUACGAAUGGAACAACAUAUGAAGAAUAGUCUUGCUGUUGGGCAGUUUUUGGAAACUCAUCCACUUGUAGAGAAAGUAAUUCAUCCAGGUUUGCCGUCUCAUCCACAGCAUUCCCUUCUGAAGAAGCAAUGUUAUGGAUACAGUGGAAUGGUUACUUUUUACUUGAAAGGGGGAUUGGAAGAAUCUAAAACUUUCCUUUCUUCCCUUAAAAUAAUUACUCUUGCUGAGAGUUUAGGAGGAUAUGAAAGUGUUGCACAACUGCCAUCAUACAUGGCACAUGCAUCAGUGCCUCCAGAAGAACGUGCAAGAAUUGGUAUUACAGAUAACUUGAUUCGUGUGUCAGUUGGUUUAGAAUCAGUUGAAGAUCUAAUUGCAGAUAUUGAUCAGGCAUUCCAGGCUGUUAAUGCACUACAAAAUAAGUAAAAAAUAUAUCCAAUUUCAGUAUAACUGAAGGAGGUAAUUAAAAACAUUUUGCAUUCAAAUAUUAGAACAUGAAACUUAUAAAAAUAUUUUUUGCUCAUAAAAUAAUAAAUAAUACAACAAAUAAUUUUUAUUGUAAUCUA
Gryllus bimaculatus (two-spotted cricket) is the source of this 2446-nucleotide messenger RNA. The record is from the annotation of a GenBank genome assembly. NCBI's taxonomy places the organism in Eukaryota, Metazoa, Arthropoda, Insecta, Orthoptera, Gryllidae.